CACCGCCUACCUGCUGCUUUCAGCUGUGAUUUUUUUUUUUUUUUUCUUCAAUAGUGUGAUAAUAACUUGUUGCCCUCGCCUCUUACCUUCUUCUUCCUCUCUCCUUGUCUCCCCCAAUCCUCUUCUCCAGUACAGCAGCAUUUGCAACAUCUGCUCGCCAUUGAGUGGAUUUUCAUGUGCUGUAUUGCUCACUUAUAGGAUUACCGGCAAGCGACUUGGAGUCUUUGCGCUUGCUGUACGAUUCGUACAUAGGGACGAAGAAAGACUCCACCGAUUCGGAGCUCCAACAUCGCAUCCAGCAUCAACAUCGAGAUACCCCAGAGACGAAAGCCGUCCCUAUACUUGCGCAUAUCCACCACUAUAAUCCCGCAGCAAUCAAUCAAAUUGAAUGACCCGCUCAAAGCGCCUUCAAGCAACAGCAACUCAAGCAACAGCAUCCCCAGCAGCAUCCUCGGCAGCAUCUUCAGCUUCAGCCUCUGCUUCCCAGCCUCUCCUCUCCUCCAAUUCCUCCUCUUCCACCUCUGCUCCAUCUUACGGCACCACCGCCAGCAUGUCCAACCCCGCCCCGCCGUACGUCGAGGCCUACUCCAAGGCCGGCUUCUCCACCACCGUCGUCUCGUCCGGCGACAAGAACGACGAGGGAACCGUCACCAACAACGGCGCCGAGGGCAACCACAAUGGCGAGCAGGGCCCCGUCACCGACGCCACCCUCUCUGAAGGAAUCCACAUCCUCGAGGCCUCCUCCACCCACUGGUGGUCCUACCUGACCACCGUCGACUUCUGGGCCGUCAUCGCCGUCGGCCAGGUCCUGUCGCUCUGCAUCACCGGCACAAACACCUUCACGUCCUUCCUCGCCAACGUCGGCACCAACAUCCCCGCCUUCCAGACCGUCUUCAACUACAUCCUGCUCUUCCUCAUCUACACCACCAUCACCCUGUGGCGCGACGGCCCCCGCGUCUGGUGGGACAUCCUGGUCAAGGACGGCUGGCGCUACAUCAUCAUGUCCUUCCUCGACGUCGAGGGCAACUACUUCACCGUCCUGGCCUACCGCUACACCAACCUGCUGUCCGCCCAGCUGCUCAACUUCUGGUCCAUUGUCUGCGUCGUCAUCAUCUCCUUCAUCCUGCUGCGCGUGCGCUACAAGAUCUUCCAGGUCAUCGGCAUCCUCAUCUGCUGCGGCGGCAUGGGCAUCCUGCUGGCCUCUGACCACAUCACCGGCGCCAACGGCGGUCCGGGUGUCGACAUGGUCAAGGGUGACCUCUUCGGCCUGCUGGGCGCCACGCUCUACGGUGUCUCCAACGUCUUCGAGGAGUGGCUCGUCUCCAAGCGGCCCAUGCACCACGUCCUGGCCUUCAUGGGCCUCUUUGGCAUGAUCAUCAACGGCAUCCAGGCCGCCAUCUUUGACCGCAAGUCCUUCCAGGAGGCCCAUUGGGACGGCUCAGUCGGCGGCUGGCUCGCCGGCUACACCCUCUGCCUGUGCAUCUUCUACACGCUUGCACCCCUCAUCCUGCGCAUGGGCAGCGCUGCCUUUUUCGAUAUUUCUCUCCUGACUGCCAACUUUUGGGGUGUCAUCAUCGGUAUCCACGUCUUUGGCUACACCAUCCACUACCUCUACCCCAUUGCCUUUGUCUGCAUCAUCAUCGGCCUCGUCAUUUACUUCCUCUCCGGCAGCGUUCUCGGCGACUCCAAGAAGCCCUGGCUGGGCGACAACCAGGAAGAUGGUGUGGCUGGCUUUGGUACCGCCAAGCUGCGCGCCAUCAACGCCGCUAGGAAGGCCCAGUUGAAUGCUACUGGCACCGAGGCUGGUACCGUUACGGAUGAGUAAAAUACCAAAGUCAACCAAGGUGCAAAGAGGAAAGAGGACGAAGAGGAGGGAAAAUUCGAAUUGAAUUAUUAUUCAAGAAAAAGAAAGAGAUGGGAAAAACGUAAUUGUUAUUUACAGGGGUCAUACAUGAAAGAGAUAUAACCUACAUCUAUAUCUAUAUCUAUAUAUAUAUACCCAAUACUGCCUUAAUAUGCUUUAUAUAUGAGUAUUUAUUUCUUUGGAUACGCGAAG
This is a messenger RNA of Trichoderma asperellum CBS 433.97, 2056 nucleotides long. RefSeq lists its product as uncharacterized. Gene Ontology annotation, molecular function: transmembrane transporter activity. Gene Ontology annotation, biological process: transmembrane transport. NCBI's taxonomy places the organism in Eukaryota, Fungi, Ascomycota, Sordariomycetes, Hypocreales, Hypocreaceae. The record is from RefSeq and is a predicted model, not a curated record. Gene Ontology annotation, cellular component: membrane.